This is a messenger RNA of Coffea eugenioides, 1891 nucleotides long. Its product is annotated as purple acid phosphatase 2. NCBI's taxonomy places the organism in Eukaryota, Viridiplantae, Streptophyta, Magnoliopsida, Gentianales, Rubiaceae. Gene Ontology annotation, molecular function: metal ion binding; acid phosphatase activity. The transcript is spliced from 8 exons. The coding region runs from base 212 to 1627 and encodes 471 amino acids. The record is from RefSeq and is a predicted model, not a curated record.
AUGAAAAUUUGAAACUCACCCACGUCGUAUAAACUCUUGAAUAUUCCUUUACUCCCCCGUCAUUUUAGAGUAAUAUUCUUCUUCUACUUCCUCAAAUAGCCGGUCACCAGUUAUAUAAAACCAAGCUCAGUUCCGACGCGUACAUACUUACAUACAUACGGCUGGUUUAGGCCGAGAGGGAGCUGAGGUCCUUGGUGCAGGCGGGGGCAAUAUGGGCGUGACAAGGACGAGAUUUUCCUCUUUCUCUUUCGUUCUUGCAGUUGUGGCCUUGAUCCUUAAUGCCGCAAAUUUUUGUAGUGGAGGAAUCACUAGCAGUUUUGUGAGGGUCGAUCGGAAAGGCAUCGAUAUGCCUCUUCACGCUGAUGUCUUCCGUGUCCCUCCCGGCUAUAAUGAGCCUCAGCAGGUACAUAUCACUCAAGGAGAUCUUGAGGGAAAGGCGGUGAUUGUGUCCUGGGUUACAGUGGAUGAACGUGGUUCAGAUACAGUUCUGUACUGGAGUGACAACGCUACAGAAAAACUCAAGGCUAAGGGAACGGUGACUAAAUACAAGUACUUUAAUUACACCUCUGGCUAUAUUCAUCAUGCUACCAUUAAACAUUUGCAGCAUGACACAAAGUACUACUACGAGGUGGGAAUUGAUCACACAAGCCGGACCUUCUGGUUCGUCACCCCUCCAAAAAUUGGCCCUGAUGUGCCUUAUACUUUUGGUCUCAUAGGGGAUCUUGGACAGAGUUUUGACUCAAACAGUACACUAACGCAUUACGAAUCAAAUCCAAGCAAAGGACAAGCGGUACUAUUUGUUGGUGAUCUCUCAUAUGCCGAUAACUAUCCUAAUCAUGACAAUGUGAGGUGGGAUACAUGGGGGAGAUUUGUGGAGAGAAGUGUUGCUUAUCAACCAUGGAUUUGGACUGCAGGAAAUCACGAGAUAGAUUUUGCCCCCGAAAUUGGUGAAACAAAACCUUUCAAGCCUUUCACUCACCGGUAUCAUGUUCCUUAUAAAGCAUCAAAUAGUACUGCUCCAUUUUGGUACUCAAUCAAGAGGGGUCCUGCAUAUAUCAUUGUUUUGGCUUCAUACUCAGCUUACGGUAAAUAUACUCCCCAGUACAAAUGGCUUGAGGGAGAGUUUCUAAAAGUCAACAGGAGUGAGACACCAUGGCUGAUCGUUCUAAUGCAUUCGCCAUGGUACAACAGCUACAAUUAUCACUACAUGGAAGGAGAAACCAUGCGAGUUAUGUACGAGCCAUGGUUUGUGCGGUACAAAGUUGAUCUUGUAUUUGCCGGUCAUGUUCAUGCUUAUGAACGAUCGGAACGCAUAUCAAACGUUGCAUACAACGUUGUAAAUGGUCUUUGCUCUCCUGUGAGUGAUCUUUCGGCCCCAGUAUACAUAACCAUUGGUGACGGAGGAAAUCUCGAGGGUUUGGCCACCAACAUGACGGAGCCACAGCCCAAGUACUCGGCUUAUCGCGAGGCCAGCUUCGGUCAUGCCAUUUUGGACAUCAAGAACCGUACACACGCCCGCUACGCUUGGCAUCGCAAUCAAGAUGGAAACGCUGUUGAAGCAGAUUCUAUGUGGUUUUAUAACCGACAUUGGCACCCAGUUGAUGAUUCUACGACUGCCAAACUAUGAUUGCAGAAAUUGUUGUUGUUCCUUUCCUCACCGUUUUUCUGUUCCUUCCCUUCUAGAUGGCAAUAACUACCCAGGUUAUUUUGAAACGGGCGGUAAUAACAACUGGAUUUGGAAUCAACGCAAGUUAAAUUUGUUAAUGAUUCCUCCUUUCUUCUUUUUUGUUUUCGUGCACUUCUGUUUGUGCAGUCGUCGUGUAUGGAAUUGGAUGUAGAAACGAACUGAGACUGAGAUUGUAGGAAACAUCUCCCGGCUGCUGUUCCUCUA